AUGAAAUUCCUGCCCCCGACCGUGGUCGCACGAGCGGCUCAUGUUGCCAUCAGGAGCCAGCAUCGCCAAUUCUCGGUCUCUGUCCCAUAUUGGAGGUCUGCCCCAAAGAAGAAGAAGAAAUCCUCCUUGGCGAACAGGCCGCCUCCGGGGAAGCCUUUUGCCAAAUCGUUGAAUGCGCCAAAGUCUCUAGCAAGGGUCGCAGCUCGCUCCCGCGCAGAUUCGAUAAGCCUAGGCCACGACCCAGAGGCCAGGCUGAGGCUCGACGUGAGCAAAAAGCACAUAGGUCGCCAUGGCGUCUUUCGAUCAACUGUUUUGCAUCGGCUGCAAGUCGUGCUCAAUAUGCUGGCAGUGCACCAACAUGCGGGAACCAGCUUCAAGAGGGAUGAGCUGAGUCGACAAGGGGCACUGUUCAUGGACGCAAUCGAUGACGCGUUUUCGCUAGCCGAGAAGAAUGUCACUCGCCGCGACAGGAACCCCCUUUUCUGGAAUUUUCGAGACGCCUUCCUCAACCGGGAUAUCAAGGGUCUCACAAAGGAGAUUCAAUACUCUUUCCAGUCUUUCAUCUUUAGAGAGAAAUUCUCCAAAGAGAUUGAAGAGAGUCAAAACCGUCUUUUGGACUUUCGGUUUCCGCACGAAUGGUUUCCAGCUACCCGGACGAUGCAGAGAACGAUUCAUGUUCACGUGGGACCGACCAAUUCCGGAAAGACAUACAAUGCUCUUAAAGCUCUCGAAAACUCCAAGAGCGGCGUCUACGCCGGCCCCCUUCGACUGUUGGCGACAGAAGUGUACAGUAGGCUCAAGGCCAAGGGCUUGCCCUGCGCCUUGAUCACUGGCGAGGAGGUACGGAUACCGGAGGAUACCGACCGCUACUUCUCAAGCUGCACUGUGGAAAUGGUGCCCCUGAACAAGCAGUUUGAUGUGGCUGUCAUUGAUGAAAUUCAGAUGAUUGCGGAUGCCGAGCGUGGCAAUGCCUGGACGUCGGCGCUUCUCGGAGUCCAGGCCAAAGAAGUGCAUGUGUGUGGAGAGGAUCGAACCGUUCCCAUCCUGCAGGCGAUUUGCGCGAGCAUUGGCGACAAGUGCGUCGUUCAUCGAUAUGAGCGACUUAGCCCUUUGAAGACUAUGGACAAGGCCAUUCAAGGAGAUUACAGCAGGUUGAAAAAGGGCGAUGCCAUUGUGGGAUUUAGCCGUCUCUCGCUUCACGUGAUGAAGCGGAACAUCGAAUCGUAUACUGGACGACGAUGCGCCAUCAUCUAUGGCUCCUUGCCACCCGAGGUUCGAGUUCAACAGGCGGCCUUGUUCAACAACCCCGACAAUGACUACGACUUUAUCGUUGCCAGCGACGCCAUCGGCAUGGGCCUCAAUCUGGAGAUAAGGCGGGUGAUUUUGGAAUCAGUGACCAAGUUCGACGGCAACCAGCACAGAUCAUUAAGCUUUCCCGAAAUAAAGCAGAUUGGAGGUCGGGCGGGAAGAUACAGAACGGCGCAAAAUACUGGCGUCGGCAGCAACGAGGAGGAGCCGGAGAAGGUUGGGUUGGUCACAACAAUGGACCGCACGGAUCUGAAAAGCAUACGCCGAGCGUUCGAGGUCAAGGUGGACGAUAUCCAACACGCCAGCAUUCAACCUCCCGCCGCCAUCGUCGAGCGCUUCGCGUCAUACUACCCGCCAGAGACGCCCCUGUCGUUCAUCCUGAUGCGAAUCAAAGCAGCUGCAAGAGUCGGGCCCCGGUACCGGCUCAGCAUCGGCAGCGACGCCCUGGAGAUUGCCGACAUCAUCCAGGAUAUCCCGCUCACCAUCUACGACCGGCUCACGUUCUGCUACCUGCCCGUGGCGCUCAGGGCAGAGGGGGCCGUGCACGUCCUCCGCGCGCUGGCCCGCGUCGUGGCGGACAACUCGACGGGCGAUCUGCUCGACAUCCAGGAAAUCCCACUCGAAAUCCUGGACGAGAAGUUGGAAAACUACAAGGGAACCGCGCAGGAGUACCUCGGCAGACUGGAAGCCCUGCACGUCGCCAUCAACCAGUACGUGUGGCUGUCGUACCGAUACUCGGGCAUGUUCAGAAACCAGGCGCUAGCGUUCCACGUGCGGCAGCUCGUUGAAGAGAAGCUGAUUUCGACGCUGGACCGCCUCGACUUUACCGACAAGCAGCUCGAGCAUGUUCGACAGAACAAGAGGUUCCAGGCGCGCUCGCGCGACCUGAGGACGAAAGCGGUGGGCGAGGAGGUCACUGUCGAUGCGGGGAGUGAGUGGCCCGAGCCGCACGGGCGGCCGGCCGACGAGCACAAAGAGGGGGCGGCCUUGUCACUGUGA
This is a messenger RNA of Ustilaginoidea virens, 2307 nucleotides long. RefSeq lists its product as uncharacterized. The coding region runs from base 1 to 2307 and encodes 768 amino acids. Lineage: Eukaryota; Fungi; Ascomycota; Sordariomycetes; Hypocreales; Clavicipitaceae. The transcript has 2 exons. The record is from RefSeq and is a predicted model, not a curated record. Gene Ontology annotation, cellular component: mitochondrial degradosome. Gene Ontology annotation, biological process: RNA catabolic process; mitochondrial RNA 3'-end processing. Gene Ontology annotation, molecular function: RNA helicase activity; hydrolase activity, acting on acid anhydrides; ATP binding.